GCCCGCACAAGAAAAAGGUGUGGAUUUGCUAACGCUCGGGCCAGCAGUAGGGUAAGGCGGGGAAUCUUCGGCAAAACGGACCCCUGCUCGCUGCUGCUAUCUUAUCUUCCAAAUAGAGGCAUGUAGUAUCAGCGCUCUGGCUUGAUGAAUCAUUCACAAGUUCAAACCAGCGUAGAUGCAUGUGAGACUUGCCCAUAGUUCUGGGUGUAACAACCGGCGAACAAACCAUGUGUUGAACGCAUAUCACGACUGCAUCUCAUUCCAGCACUCUACGCUUGAUCACUUACCAGCAUGGCACCCGCAUUGUGCGCCAACUGCAUGACUGAGCGGGCGGUCAUCAAAAGGCCCAAGAACCAUGCAAAGCUCUGCAAGGCGUGCUUCAUCACAGUUUUCGAGGAUGAAGUGCAUCAUACCAUUACAUCAUCGCAGUUAUUUUAUCCCGGAGAGAAAGUGGCCAUAGGAGCAUCCGGCGGAAAAGACUCGACCGUUCUCGCCUCAGUUCUCAAAACGCUGAAUGAGCGGCACGGAUAUGGACUCGAGCUAGUCCUUUUGAGCAUAGACGAAGGAAUCAAGGGGUAUCGUGACGACUCGCUAGAGACAGUCAAGAGGAACGCGGUGCAGUAUGAUAUGCCUCUCAAGGUGGUCGGGUAUGACGAACUGUACGGCUGGACGAUGGACCAGGUCGUGGAAACGAUCGGCAAGAAGGGAAACUGCACAUACUGUGGCGUCUUCCGGCGGCAGGCACUGGACCGUGGCGCAAAGAUGCUGGGCAUCAAGCACGUCGUGACGGGCCACAACGCCGACGACGUCGCCGAAACGGUCCUCAUGAAUCUCCUGCGAGGUGAUCUGGCGCGUCUCUCGCGGAGCACCAGUAUCGUGACUGGAGACAGCCGGUCCGAGGUGAAGAGGAGCAAGCCCCUUAAGUACUCGUAUGAGAAAGAAAUCGUCCUGUAUGCACAUCACAAGAAGCUCGACUACUUCAGCACGGAGUGCAUUUACAGUCCCGAAGCAUUCCGUGGUAGCGCGAGAGGGCUCAUUAAGCAGCUGGAGAGAGUUCGUCCGACCGCCAUACUGGACAUUGUUCGGAGUGGGGAGGACAUGGCCAGACUGGUCCCCGGAGAGUCUUCCUCUUCGUGCGCAUGCAGAGGCCAGAACACCGGUGCUUUCGCGUCUGCUGAGGACGACAUUGGUGGGUGCGGCUCGCAGAACGGGCGCACGGCUGGGAAUGAGAUGGCUGUUAUGGACAAGCAACUGAGGGACAACGAGGCACACGAAGGGCUCGAAACCGAUGUUGCGAAGACAAUGGCCGAGAGCAAGCAGAGGGGGCAUGGGCAACAGGUGAAACUUGGCUUACGGAGUGAGAACGGUGCUCCUCAUGGAGUGACUCGGCAGAUACUUGGGAACUGCAAGCGCUGCGGUUACAUGUCAAGUCAGGAAAUCUGCCAGGCUUGCAUGCUUCUGGAGGGUCUGAACAAGAAUCGAGCCAAGAUACAAAUCUAGCAUUCUGUACAUUGCGAAUGCGCCUGGGAACAACAGAAGAUCCACGGUGAUG
This is a messenger RNA of Chaetomium strumarium, 1552 nucleotides long. RefSeq lists its product as uncharacterized. Gene Ontology annotation, biological process: tRNA wobble position uridine thiolation. Gene Ontology annotation, cellular component: cytosolic tRNA wobble base thiouridylase complex; mitochondrion. Gene Ontology annotation, molecular function: tRNA binding. Lineage: Eukaryota; Fungi; Ascomycota; Sordariomycetes; Sordariales; Chaetomiaceae. The transcript has a single exon. Bases 292 to 1500 code for a protein of 402 amino acids. The record is from RefSeq and is a predicted model, not a curated record.